UCUAACUAACAAUUAAAAAGCUCAGGCUCUACUAAAACCCGCGAUUAAUUUUUAAGUGGAUUAACCCGUGUAAAUAAUUAUUCUGUGUGUGAAAUAAAAUUUAUAAAAAUAUUGUUAUCAAAAUAUAAUAAAUUGUUCGUUUUCAAUAAUACCAUAAUUAUUAUGAUCUAUAAAAAAAGUGAUUUUUUUUUAUAUAAUUACAAGAAGAUUAAUGUCAGUUAAUUUAAGUGAUCUUGUGAUUAAUUGACAAUUUUUGUCUUUAAGUGGAAAUAAUUAAUUAAUUAUUAUAUGUGUGUUUGUUGUUUCGUUUUAAUAUUCUCUUUUUUUAAUGAGUGGAUAACGAAAUGAGUUUUUGUGAACAAUAAAGAAAUUUAAUUAUCUAAAUGAAAAUUUAAAUAAUGGACCGAAUAUAAAUAUUUAUUAAAUUUGUGUAAAUAUAUGUAUAGUGGUGUGUUGUAUUUGGGCGUGGAGUGACAGUAAACAAUAUCAAUACAGUAAGACACUUAUAAGAGGUCAUUGAGGCGAAAAGUAAAUCGACUGGACAAGAGAAUGGUACGUGGAUGAUAGAAUAGAGGGAGAUUUGGUCCGUCAGCAUGCUGUGGAUGACCGUCUUAGCUUUGUGCUUCGAGAUGUCGACCCUCGUUUCUGCAAUCGCAAGAAGAACGACGUCGCCAACCCGGAGCCCGGAUGACUAUAACUUAGCUAACGAUGAGCUUGAUCAUCCCAUACCCAUUGAAGCUGUCCAAGGUGUGGCAGGUCAGCGGGGAUAUCUACCUUGCGAUUUACUUCACUCUCGCGACACCAAUGACGCUGUAUCCAUGGUAUUGUGGUUUAGAGAGUCAAGUGGCGAGCCAAUAUACAGUUAUGAUGCUCGAAAUCGUCAAGCGGGAAAAGUUAAGUUAUGGAGUGAACCUAAUUUCUGGGGUAGUAGAGCAACUUUUCGACUUGGAUCACCAGCCCAAUUACAAAUUCAAGAGGUGCGGCCUAGCGAUGAAGGAGUAUACAGAUGUCGAGUUGACUUUAGAAAUUCUCCUACACGUAACAUCAAAGUCAACUUUACUGUUAUACUGCCACCGUCAAAACCAAUAAUCUACGACAUGAAGCGUCGUGACAUGAGCAAGCUGUUGGUGGCACAUGCAGAAGGAACUAACCUCACUCUGGUCUGCGAGGUUCGUGGAGGUAAACCAAAACCUCAAGUUCUGUGGUACCUCGAAAACCGAAUGAUUGACGCAACGUACGAAGAACGUGAAGUCCAGGGACCAACGGGAGAUAUUAAUUUCAUUACUUUGAACCGUAUUACGCUAAAAGAUCUAACUCGAAGCCAACAUCAUGCUAAAUUGACGUGCAAAGCCAAUAAUACCCAUCUAGCUGAGCCACCAUCGACCACAGUUAUUAUCGAACUUUUAAUGAGACCACUGUCGGUAAAGAUCGUGGGAAAAGAGCGGAUUGUCUCUGCGGGAAAACGGUAUGAAAUAAAAUGUCGUAGUGCUGGUUCGAAACCACCAGCGAAUUUCACAUGGUGGAAAGGAUCAAAGCAGAUGAAAAAAGGAGUUAAAAAUAUACAAGAUGGUACGACGAGUGAAAGCCUACUUGAAUGGUACCCAAACUACGAAGAUGACGGCAAGUACUUGAUCUGCCGUGCUGAGAAUCCACGAUUAUCCGACGCUGCUAUUGAAGAUCGAUGGAACUUAGCGGUACACUAUAAACCAGUGAUGACACUAAGAAUGGGUUCAUCAUUAAAUCCCGAAGUUAUUAAGGAAGGUGAUGACGUCUACUUCGAAUGCAACGUAAAAGCUAAUCCACCAGUGUCGAAGUUAAGCUGGUAUCACCAGGGUAAAAAAUUACAUCACAAUAUAACAGGUGGUAUUGUGCUGACAGAUCACUCUCUAGUGCUCCAGGGCAUUACCCGCAAUUCAGCUGGUGACUAUGUUUGUUCAGCGACAAAUGAUGAAGGUGAUUCGACAUCAAACAUUAUCCAGCUUGACGUUAUGUUUGCGCCAACUUGCAAGCGUGUAGUAAACUUUGACAUUGUGUCAUCAAAGUCCUUUGGAAAGUCAACCCCAUUUUCAUUUAACGUGCCUGAACAACUACAUGGCGCUUUAAAGCACGAGAUGAUCAGUCUGGUCUGUGAGGUCGACGCUAACCCAACUUUAGUCACCUUUCGUUGGACUUUCAAUAGCAGUAGUGAGAUACGAGAUAUUUCACCAAGUAAAUUUACCACCGACAGCACUAUCAGUCGACUUAACUACACUCCUGUUACUGACAUGGAUUACGGGACUAUCGGCUGCUGGGCCAGUAAUAAUAUAGGAGAAUCUAAAGAACCCUGUUUUUAUCAAGUCAUUGCUGCAGAAUCUUCUUUGGACGCAGGGAAACCGUAUCCACUGCAAAAUUGCACCGCACAUAACAACAGCAACACAAAAAUCCGAAUAUCAUGUAUUGAAGGAUUUGAUGGAGGACUUCCGCAGAAAUUCGUUGCCGUAAUGGACGAUCGUAGAUGGGAAUCUAUGAGUCCUAACUGGGUGUUGGAAAUUUAUAAGCCAACUACUGUUGCAUUGUAUGCCGUUAAUAUCAAAGGAUCCAGUGAUCCCGUUAUUCUGGACGACAUUGGCCUAAAAGGGGUCGCCAAAUUCACUGGUGAUUCAACGUCGUCAGUGGAUAUGUCACCAAUUUUAAUUGGUUUGGGCGGUACAGCAACAGGGUUGGGUCUCAUUGUUACGGGUGUAUUGAUGGCAUUGUGGAGACGACACGCAGCGACACCAACUAAACCAAAACAAUCACAACAACCAACUAUUUCUACAUUCACCGGCAAGGGUGAAGAAGAAGAUGGCAAUCCUGAUAUUAUACCUACUACUGUUUUAAGUAAUCAUUUAUCAGAUAAAAAACUUUCAGUUUACGGUUCUCUGCCACGCAGGCCAUGCCACCUGGAGGGUCGAGAAAUGCUUCAUGACUUUCUUGAAAAUCCGGAUUAUCCUCGAGCUUCGACUAAUAAUUUUUACAGCUUGCAAAGGCCAAGUCGUUAUUCUGAAACAAUUGUAAGAACAUCGGCGCUUCAAGAAAGCUGUAUUUGAACUUGUUUGAAAAUUCGUGUCAAAAUAAUGACAAAAAAAAUUCUUAUACAUAUAAAUAAAUAUAGGUACACAUCUACAUGAUCACUACUCGAGCAAUGAAUUCCUUUUGAUCGAAACGAAAGAAGCCAUUGAAUAAUUUUUAAUGCGUCGUAACUUAGAGUACAUAUAGAUAUCAUUCAAUAUGUUAUAAUUAUUAUUUCCAUGUAAUAACCAUUUGUUCCAAAAAAUUUCAUGACAGUAAACUUCCAAAAUUGAGACAAUACUGAACUUUAAAUUGAACAUUUUUGAAACUAUGAAAAAUUAGAAAGUGAACAAUUUUCAAGUUGACGGCUUUUCCUGCGCGUUUUCUUUUCUUUCGGAAAAAAUAAUUGAAUUUGACAAUUUUUUGGGUUCAAAGAAUAUUAAAAAAAAAAAAAUUAAUUAGACAUUAUGAACAUUUACGACUCUACCAGAAUCAUUCAGGUGUAAAGCAAAAAAAAUAAAAAUGAUUCGAAAAAAUAUCUAUAAUCAUUUUUUGACUUUCAUUAGAACUUUUUGGGAAGGUCAGUUUUCAAUUUUUCACUUGUUCAAAAAAUGUGCGAAACAUGAGUGAUUGCAACUAAUUAUGAACUUACAUAGUUAGAAAUUUAGUGUUAAUUUCAACACAAAUCGUGUGUUGCAAAAAGUUUACACAAAUUUUUGGGUUAAUUCAACUCAAUACGUUUUGGUCUUUAACAAAAAUUUUAUAUUAAGUAAUUGAACACAUAAAAUCUGAUAUUUUGACAGAAAAUUUGUGUAAAUUGAACAAACAUUUAGUGUGAAAAUUCACUAAUAAAUAUAAGCUCAUAACUAGGGACAAGAUUUUUGCCUAAAUUUCGAAAUUAAUAGUUCAUAUGUUUGAUAUUACGCCAAAAUAUUGGUUUUAUAAAAAAAGUUUUGAAACAAAACUUAUAGGAAAUUUAAAUUUACACAAAAAAUGUCUCUUAUGAUUUUUUUA
Microplitis mediator is the source of this 4044-nucleotide messenger RNA. RefSeq names its product hemicentin-2-like. Lineage: Eukaryota; Metazoa; Arthropoda; Insecta; Hymenoptera; Braconidae. The transcript has 15 exons. The coding region runs from base 594 to 3068 and encodes 824 amino acids. The record is from RefSeq and is a predicted model, not a curated record.